GAGCGGAUGCUCUCGAGCUGCACUUGGAAGGUAGCUGAAGUCGUAAGCUGUUGUCGUUUCCUGAACAGGUCUUUUGGCUACCAAGUCAUCAUGUUUCGCCGUGCGUUUCUGAUUUUGUUCCUUGCUCUUGGAAAUGAACUCCAUCGAUCACAUGGGACUGAAGUGUCAGUCAACAACACAGAGAACAAAUUAUGCCUCUACGCCAAUUUGAUGGUCAACUUCUCAGUCACAUAUGAAGUUGGUGUAAAUAAGAGUGAAACUGUUAUUUUGGUACUGCCUGAAAAUGUGACAACCGAAGGGAGCGCCUGUGAUAACACAACAUCGACAUUGAAACUCAGUUUUGGAGAUGGGCACAGUUGGACAGUGGAUUUCACUAAAAAGAACAAAACCUACCAAGUAGAUACCAUUAUCUUCUCCUACAAUCUCAAUGACUCAAGCGUCUUCCCCAACUCUACAUCAAAAGAAACCAAGUCUGUGACGGUGAAGUCAAUUAUCACCAAUGUGAGUGUGGACACCUACUACUCCUGCAAGAGUGCAGAUGUCCGGACAGUAGAGUCUGUCAUUCAGACACUGUAUGAUGUUGCUCUACAGGCGUUUGUGAUUAACGGCAGCAAAAGUGACACCGACACCAUAUGCUCCGCUGACAUGACCUCCACCACUGUGGCGCCCACCACAACCGUUACCACCACAGCUGCCCCCACUUCUACUCCUACACUGCCCACGCCCACUACUGGAAAGUACAGCAUCGCAACCGACGUCAACAGCACAGCCUGCCUGAUGGCCACCUUCGGCCUACAGAUCGGCUACAAGCAAGGAGACAAAGAGGAGACCAUCAACCUGGUGCCUAAUAUGACUGAAGUGGGCGGAGCCUGUAGGGCCAACAGCAGCGAUCUCAUGUUGACAUCAGAUACAAUCACCAUCGUGUUCAUGUUCAGCAACGACGGCAAGAAGUUCCAACUGCACACUCUGAAUGUCACAGUGAUACCAGCCACUGGGGCUCCCGUCGUUGCAGUCAAUACCAACAUGUCCAUUUGGGCGGCGGCGGUAGGCAGCUCCUACAUGUGCAACAAGGAGCAGACCUUAAACGUCACCGACACGCUCACUCUUUACACGUUUGAGCUUCGCGUCCAGCCCUUUGAAGUAAUCAAAGGCGAAUUCGCUACAGCCCAUGAAUGUUCACUGGAUGACACCAGCAUCUUAAUCCCUAUCAUUGUUGGUGCCGCCCUGGCUGGCUUGAUUCUCAUUGUAGUGAUUGCUUACGUGAUUGGUCGUAGGAAGACCUAUGUGGGAUAUCAGACCCUCUAAAAGCAAUCUGUGAUCAUGAAUCUGUGAUAAUUAAUCAAGAACACAGGUUGAUCCUUGUGUGGGGUGGCGGUCCCAACGCCUGGUCCUGGAUGGCUGUCUCAGUGCAGUUUUUCAAUUGACGACUGACUUGUACAACUGGAAUAGUCAGACUGUCACCUCCUUACUUCAGCCACUCUUAAGAGCUGCUCUUAGACUUGAGCUUAGUCUAGCUUUGCUUAGGUAAACCUGAAGACUCAAUGCUCUCCAGGACCAGGUUCGACUGUCAUACCCCGUUUAUUUGUUUGUGAUUUCCGUUUUGUUUGAUUUGUUUAAUCUUUUUUUUUCUGUUGUAAAGGAGCAAGUGCAGGAUUAUUUGACCUCUGUGUUAGCCAGUGCAAUUUUUUGAAACCUUUGGAACCAGUUAAGGCCUUAUUUAUUGAAAAUUCUCAGUGAUUGCACCUGACCCAUCUGACAUUACUCACCGGAGGCUUCUCAUUCAGGGUAGGGACGCUUUUUAUGAAGUAGCACAUUUCAUAGAAACACCAGUUAAAGUCCUUGUGCUACAGUUUGCACAUUUUCACAAGGAGCUGUGACAAUUGGGGGCUGUGCCCUUUUCACUAUGAAUCAUGCACUUGCUCCCUCCCUCCCUUUGGCAUACCUUUUUUUGUUUCUUUAUGUUCUUAUUGAAUUUGUGUAUUUUCAUUCAACCUUUCUUUUGUGGUUUUAUUCAUCCUCACAAUUCAUUGUAGCGCUGCACCAUUUUGACUGACUUGAACAUUUCACAUUUGUCUCGCUGCUCAAUGAGACAUCAUUGAGUAGCUUUGUUGAUUUGGCUCAGGAACUCUUUUACGAACUAACCAGGAUCAAGGUCUGCUGCUUUGCGCUCCUUGCUCUUUCAGGUCGUUACUGAUCAUCCACUAGUCGGUCAUUAGUUUUUGAAUUUGGAGAUGUGACUUUUUGACUGAAAUGUGUGGCCGCAACUCGGGUAAAAAGAAAAGGUGGUAUUGCUGGCGUAUAGUUCCGUCUCUAAGUUGAUUUGACAAAACAAGGCAUCCGUCAUUUAUAUUCACGCACAGCAGUACUUGACGUAUGGUUGCCACCAAUGUCAGUGUCUCUGACUUUGACUGACUGGCUCACAUUGUGUAGUGUGAAAUCUAUCAAGUGUUUAAUUAACUUUGAAAAGGCCAUGCCUAGUUUGAGGAUGUAAAAGACAAACCUGAAAAGAAAGAUAACACACAACCCCUCCAGUCAUAUGUUGGCGUUAGGUUUUAUAAAAGGGAUAGCUCUGAUUAUUUGCGGUCAUUCAAACCUAUUCUUCGCAGAUGGUGAUUAUUCUUUUUUUUUUAUACAUUUAAAUGCACUAAAUUGUUCAGUAAGUUUGACAUAAAUUGAAAAUGUGUGCUGAAAUGUUACACCUGUGUAUAUUAUAGCUGUUGCUGUGUUGUUGCUCCCGAAAGCUGCCACUUAGUAAGGGGGCACUUGUGACCACGGCUGGGGUCUAUUCCAUUUCAAUUAAUAAAUUAUAAUUCCAAUUUGCCUCAGCUUUUUCAUGAGGAAAAUUGGAAUUAUAAUUUCAGUUUACUUCCUGAAUUGACUUAAAUGAAAUGGAAUUGACUCUAACCCUGCCUAGUUGACCGCUUGUAAGUUGCACCAAUCGAUCGAGUAGGAGAAAGGAUGAUUGUCCACAGGAUUUGCAGUACAUGUGUAUAUUGUCGUACUGUUAGGGCAGGUGAAAAUGGGUAGUUGCUGUGUAUUAUCGCUUUGUCGUAGUGAGAUGGUCUGCAUGAGACAUGAAGAAAUUUGAUUGCCGCCUUUAAUUUCUGUUGAUCAAUCAGUCAACCCCAGAACAUUUAAGAUGCUGUAUAUGUGAAUGAUUUGCUUUUUUUCCCUUUUCAAAUAUAUUAUUGCUUUUACAUUCCAGUGUGUUGUCUUGGAAAAUUGACAGCUUUUGUACAAAUUCUGUUUGUUACUUUGGUUUUAAAAUUGUAUUUUUUUCUUGACCUCGUCAACAAUCAGUUCUAAAAUACAAUUUUGAAAACAUUUACUAUACCCUAUUUUCAUUCACUUGACAUGAUCAAAUGUUAUGAUUGUGACAAUUUUGUGCCUUGCUCAACGAAGCAGCUCCAUUUUGAGAUUCAAUCACGUUUGAUUAAAUUUACAUUAAUGAAUUGGAUUAUUUGGCUCCUAUUUUUUUCUCUCUCCUAGUUUAUGAAUUCAUAAAGCAGCAUGUUAAGAAAUGGGAAAUCACAGGACAGACCCAUUCUUCAAAUUAAGAUACGCUGAACACCUUCCUAAUAUUUUUUACAAGGUGUCGAAAGCGUUCAACCGGGAUGUUGACUCCGCGUUGACUCCGAUGCUUCCCACACAAUUUUGUCAUUCCCGUUCACCCACUGAAUGGCACACAUACACAAUCGAUGUCGCAAUGCUAAAAUACUUAUUUAACCGGUCUCCUCUUUUGUCUACACUGGUUGAUUUGAAGUGGAUUUAACAAGUGAUAUCAAUAAGGAUCAUACUUUUAAUCUGGAUUCACCUGGUCAGUCUGUCAUGGAAAAGCAAGGUGUUCAUAAUGUUUAAACUCGGUGUACAUUAUUUUCUUCUGUGGCGGUGAACAAAGUUAAUUUUUGAAUUCCUUUUCAAUAGGCUUUUUGCUGCAAUAAAUGGGAAUGGAAGUUGUGCAUAAA
Molecule: messenger RNA, 3965 nt
Organism: Oncorhynchus masou masou (cherry salmon)
Lineage: Eukaryota; Metazoa; Chordata; Actinopteri; Salmoniformes; Salmonidae
Product: lysosome-associated membrane glycoprotein 2-like
Exons: 9
Coding region: 7-1305 (432 amino acids)
Biological process (GO): establishment of protein localization to organelle
Cellular component (GO): late endosome membrane; plasma membrane; lysosomal membrane
Source: RefSeq, a predicted model, not a curated record